Molecule: messenger RNA, 1239 nt
Organism: Eruca vesicaria subsp. sativa (arugula)
Lineage: Eukaryota; Viridiplantae; Streptophyta; Magnoliopsida; Brassicales; Brassicaceae
Source: the annotation of a GenBank genome assembly
AUGAGAAACGAACCAACGCCGAUGAUAACGAUAGCGAAUUUUCCGAACGAUUUGGAAACGGAGAUACUCGCUAGGGUUCCGGCGAAGUCUCUCUCCCAACUGAAAACGACUUGCAAACGAUGGUACACUCUUUUCAAAGAUCCAAAGUUCGUGGAGAAGAACAAGAAGAUGAGUAGUAAAUCCGCCAGAGAGACGAUGUUACUGAACAAUCACGAGGUUUACUCAAUCGCCGGAGAUCUCCACAACAGCAGCAGCAGAGUCAUCGAAUCCUCACCUCUCGAUUUCACCGGUAAACUCUCAAAAGACUUGAAACUCUACGCGAUGUAUCACUGCGACGGUUUAAUGUUAUGCGUAGCAAACGGUAGUGUUGCGGUUUGGAAUCCAUGUACUGGUCAAAGGAAGAUUAUCAAACCAAGAACUCGUUACCAUAGAACCGAUACGUUUGCCUUAGGAUAUGAUUCUCGCCGUAGCUACAAGAUCUUGAGGUGUGGCUAUAAUCGAAACGCCGAGAAAAAAAUAGCUGUCGAGUGUGAGAUGUAUGAUCUUGGGUCUGCUUCUUGGAGGGUUCUUGAUUCUUGGACUCUUGACUAUGGAAUGUACUGCAGUGGCGUGUCUUUGAGGGGAGAUACUUACUUCGUUGCUGGUGAUAAAGAAAUGGGUUUCUUCUUGAUGAAGUUUGAUUUCACGGCAGAGAGAUUCGUGCGUCUCCCUCUACCGUUUCAGAGCUUUGAUCCUGAGGACACUGCGGUUCUCUCAGUUGUUAGGGAUGAGAAGCUCUCUGUGUGUCAUCAGAAUAUUCAUACUUGGUCUGAUGUGAUGAGGAUUUGGGUGACCAAUAAGGUUGAGGAAGAGGGCAAAGAGUUAACGUGGAGGAAAGACUUUGUCUUGAGUGUGGAUUUCGCCAAGUUCAAACUCCCUUGUCUGUCGAAUGUUUCGAGCUUUUUGUUGGAUGAGGAGAAGAAAGUGGCGGUGUGUUGUGAGAUUUUUGAUGAAGAGAUGAAGGGUGAAGACAGGACCAAGAUCUACAUUGUUGGUGAGGAUAUGUAUAAGCAAGUGUAUAAGGAUGAAACUGUAAAUGCAUCUCUUCUCAGCUGUCCACUUGUCCUCACCUAUGUUCCAAGCUUGGUUUGCAUUCACUAAUAGAGACGGAUGUUCUUCUGGUUUUGUUUCGGUUUAGGCGAUAACUUGGUUAUGCUUUUCUUGUGUAUUGGAUCCUUUGUUCAAGAUACAAUGUUUUGC